Messenger RNA from Haliotis rubra (blacklip abalone), 4269 nucleotides. Its product is annotated as circadian locomoter output cycles protein kaput-like. Lineage: Eukaryota; Metazoa; Mollusca; Gastropoda; Lepetellida; Haliotidae. Gene Ontology annotation, molecular function: protein dimerization activity; RNA polymerase II cis-regulatory region sequence-specific DNA binding; DNA-binding transcription factor activity, RNA polymerase II-specific. The record is from RefSeq and is a predicted model, not a curated record. Gene Ontology annotation, cellular component: transcription regulator complex; aryl hydrocarbon receptor complex; cytoplasm. The transcript has 13 exons. Gene Ontology annotation, biological process: regulation of transcription by RNA polymerase II. The coding region runs from base 420 to 3278 and encodes 952 amino acids.
AGCGACGAGAAGCGCACAGCGCCCACACAAUUAGGUCACCUCUUGGUUCAGUCAAUUUCAAGGCCAAUGUCAAUGUUACGCGGAGAGGAGAGCUUGAAAUGUAACACACGUUCCUGUCUGGUACGUGUUGUCCGCUCGGAACAAGCUCAAAUCGUUGUCAGCUACGGAUUCAAAAUGUCUAUGUUACCUGACGAUCGUGUGGAUUGAGAUGUUUGCAAGAGAUAUCGGAGUGACCGUGACUGCCGGCGAUUUCAACAGGUGGUUGGUGCCCCAUCAGAGAGCGAAUCUGUCUAAACCAGCUUGUCGACAUCCGUUUUCGCGUCUACAGGCAGAGGUAUUGAAGAUUGAAGUUUUGACUGGAGUCAGAUGAAUGACUGUCAAUUUUAAUUAUCAAGACAACGCAAGACGUCGCCACAGUCAUGCAGAUUGAUACACAAGCCGGUGACUUACCUGUCGAGGUCAAAGGUCAGAGCAUGGAAACUCGCUCAUUCGAAAACCCUGACCGUACAAAUGAAAAUCAAGCACCGUGUACUGGUACACAAAGAAGGCUGUCACGAAAUAAAUGUGAAAAGAUGCGUCGAGAUAGACUUCAAGCCUACGUACAACAGCUGGCCUGUAAAGUACCCCUGGUGGCAAUGUACGACAAAAAACUUGACAAGUGCAAUAUUCUGCGUCUCACUGUUGCAUAUCUUAGAAUGCACAUAGGUUUGAAGAAGAUGAAAUCACAGCUUAAUGACUGGUGCCCGUCUUUCUUCAGUCGUGAAAACCGUGGGAGAUUGCUCCACGAGAUCGUGGAUGGAUUUUUUCUUCUUGUCUCACAAAAUGGCACUAUUGUUUUCACAUCGACUGAGAUCACAACUGUCCUUGGUCAUAAUCAGUCCCAGCUGAUUGGGAGGUCAGUGUAUCAAAUCCUACACCCACAAGAUCAUCAAGUAUUCAAUGCACAGUUCCUACCAUUUUGUUCAUCAGAUAGAUAUGGUCAAUCAGGCUAUCGUUCGGUGUAUCUACGUAUGCUGAAUCUGAAUAUAGCUAAUACAGCAUCGUCAGAAUAUUCCUAUGUCCAGUUGAUCGGAAACCUACAGCAGUUCUCGUUACUUUCAAGGUCAAGGUUGUCAGACAAUCUCAAUGAGAAGUGGCUAGUGUCGGUGUGUCGCAUCCACCGAACUCGCAGCAUCCGAGAAAUCUCAUUGGUCGACAUCAACAAGGCGGAGUGGAUCUCCCAGCAUCACAUGACAGGAGAAAUAUUCUACCAAGAUCCUAGAUCUAGCUGCAUCACCGGGUACCAUCCGUCGGAGCGGGUAGGGUACUCACCCUACAACUUCCUCCACCAUGAAGACUUGGAAGCUGUUGCAGCAAGCCACUUAAAGAUUAUGAAAGACGACCUUGUCCCGAAGACAAUAUUCCGUGUGAAGACUGCCAGUGGGACCUACAUUUUCAUACAAUCUUCCUCCUGUGUAGCCCGCGACCAGUGGACCAAAAAGGCCAAGUUCAUUGUCAGUCUGAACGAAGUCUUAGAACAAGAGGAAGGACGGAAAAAACUUGCCCUUCAGAAACAAGAGAUCGAUUCCAAAAAGACUGAAAAGAUGUUCACAGAUGACAUCUUGACUAUGAUGUCAGACACACUGAUUGGCUCCGAUGACCACGCAAUGCAUGAUGAGAGUGCCAGCUGUGAGAGUGCAAGUUGGCAGCAGUCACAGUUUACAACGCCUUUUGGCAAUGUCAUCAGAUCAUCAUCCGUGGAAAAACAGCCAAGAUGUGAGGCAAUGUCGGCAUCAUCACCGGCACCUACAAAACCGGAAAAUUCUCGGAAACGAGCCGUUGAUCCUUUCGUAAAACUCAUCGAAGAAAGCAUCAUGAGUGAAGCGGAUAUGAGUAAAGUGAAUGUUAUUCCCAGCUCACAUGAUGGACAUGGUAAAGGUCAUUCUUGUCCAAGGGCUGGAGGCAGUUGUCCAUCAGGCUCCGCAACAGUUUCCAAGGAAGGUAACCACUCGCAAAUGUCAAGUCCUAAAGGAUGUUGUUCUGGUGACAGACCUACUGGCUCAAUGUUAAAACUGUUGUUGACGGACAAUAUGGACAAGGCGCCUAUGCCUAUCUUGAAGUCAUCCAAAGUUCUGUCUUCGGUUUGUGAGAGUGGACUCUCUCCUCGGACCACGAAGGAGGCCUCGACCCCUGAUCCCCGGGUGACGCCGUCACCACAAAUACAGAACAACCAUAGCCCAUUGUCGGAGAUGUCGGUGGGUCCUGAUGUUUCCUCACCCAGUAAAUCAUCUACCAUUCCUGAGCAGGAAAGUUUGUCACCAGAGUCUCCAGGCAGUGCUGCAUUGAAAGCUCUGCCGAACUUUGUCCGGAACUUCACAGAACAGCUUAAGCGGAAGCACAUGCUGAUGCAGCGGAGUCUGAUGGAGCAGGAAGCUGUGAUCUUGAUGCUGGAGUCUGAGCUGAAGAAGGUUCAGGAAGUUGGACACUGUUCUGCCACAUUCCAGAAGAUAUGUGAACGCCUUCACUCAAUAAAGGCAAGCAAGGCUAAGCAACAAGCAGAACUGCAGUGCCUUCAAGAAAAGCUCAACCACCAGAAGAGAUUCAGCCCAUCGAACCCACAGAUGUCUAGCCCAGAAGGGACAUCACAGCAGACAUCACAGCAGACAUCACAGCAGACAACACCAGAAACAGAUGUGCCCCAGUGCAACCUUGGACAUAUGACGUUCCCAAGGGCACAGUCGACGGCAAGUUCCACCAUAACCCAAAUCGACCUUGGCGAGAUCGAGCCUACAUUUUACCCCACCAUGAUGGAUGUUUCAAACGAGACGUCCCACUCUCCAGGAACAAGUUAUCGAUUCUCUGACAAGAGUAGCCGACAGUUUUCUCAUACCAGUUUCACCGAGACAUCUCCCAGUACCUUACGUCAGUCCCCAAGUCACAACAUCCAGGACAACUCAAUGAUGGCAUCUCCCCCAGGAAGUCUAACUCCUUCUACAACCACCACAUUCUCCCCAUCAUCAGUGAAUAGUGCUUCAUUCACAGCAUCUAGCACAAGAAUACAUUCACCUCCACAAUCAAGCAGACCCAUGUCUGUUCAUCAGAGCAAUGUUCCUCAUCUAAGCUCCAAUUUCUCCCCAACUUCCCACACCCAUCAAUUACAGAUCUCUCCAACUAACCAUCUUAACCAUGACAACAUUCCUCCAUCCCCCCCAUCAGAUGUCACCACUCCAAUCUUUACCCAGUGUGUACUCCCCGCCUGUGUUGGACUAUUCCCACAGAGUAGAUGGUCUAGUCACUAACCCUGCAUGGGACACCAGUCCUCCGGCCAUGUCCAGCCACACCUCCACACAGCCACACAAUCAUCACAUGCCUCUCACAUCUCCAUCAAGAAGCACCAUGGACCAUGAUAGCCUGUCUACAAGAAUUAUUGACGGCAAUCGGACAGUUUCCCCGGGCAGAACGCAUCAAGAUCAUUAAGUCUGCCUACGCUAAACUUCCUCUUCAUAGCUUUUACCCGACUUACAGUAAUGUGCCCCAAUCUCAACUACAGGACAACCUGUUCACAAGCUGAAAUAUCCAUAGAUCAUGUAUAUAUAUUUGCUGUGUAUAUUCCUGAAUCUGUGUUGGAAACCAAGUUCAUUUGAUAUAAUUCAGGUUCAUGCUCAAGGGUCCUAUGACCUUUGUCCUGUAACCCAUGGCCUUUGAACUAUGGCUUAUGACCAUUCAUGACCUUUGAUCCAUGACCUGUGACAUUUCCAGAGUAUGACAUGCAGGAAAAGCUCACCUUUUGUGUGUACAAACUUGACAUAUUUCAAAUGGGAAAUAUUAUGGAUGCCUUAGAACGUACGGAUUCUUGUUCGGAUAUUUUUUGGAGAGAAACUGUUUCUGAUAUGGCCUUCAUGCUGUGUUGUGAACCAGUGAUCUUGUGCCUCUUGUGGCCUUGAAGAUGGUGUCAAGGUUAAGUUCUUGAAGUUUUACAAGUAUGGAGGUGUAUGGCAUUGGAUCUGUCUGAUUCUGUCCUUUGGAUUAAACUACACCAAGGUCAAGUAAGGUGGAACUUUGAUGAAUAGUCCUUUUCUCAAUUUGUUUAUGUCUUGUUUUUAUGGACAAUGAAAAGAUAUUGUUUUGUUUUCAUAUGUGACUGUCGUAUAUUCAGUAGUCAUUAUAUUGCAGAAAUAUUUUCAUCAUUUGUUAAGUGUUGGUUUAUUGUAAAAAUGUCUACGUGAUAGUGGACUUAUCUAUUUCAGCAAGCUGAAACUUUAUUCUAUAUUUGAAUAAGAAAUAUGAAUU